Molecule: messenger RNA, 1544 nt
Organism: Physcomitrium patens
Lineage: Eukaryota; Viridiplantae; Streptophyta; Bryopsida; Funariales; Funariaceae
Product: late embryogenesis abundant protein 31
Source: RefSeq, a predicted model, not a curated record
AGCCUCCAAGACUGCAACUAUCUCGAUCGACUUUGUCAUCUGUGGACACUUAUUCCCUGCUUGCUCACUCUCGUAUAAAUAGAUCCAUGGACCCCGGAUGUUUAUGACUUUUGAUAUUGUAAUUGAGUUGUAGGUAUUGUGGUGCACUAAUCGUCGGAAUUAAGAGUUUUGAGUUGAAGAGAUUGUUGGGUUAGUGUUUCAAGUUGGGCUGGGUAGGAUUUGAAAGAGGUUCGUGUGUUGAAUCAAGUUGCUGAGUGGUGUUGCAAUGGAGAUGGAGGUCGCGAGGGAGCAAAUGAGCAAGGCCAACGAGGACGUGAGCCUUCUCAAGAGCCCCAUUACGUACAGGGACAUUGUUGGCGCGGAAGGGAAGCUCGGUUCCGACCCUGUGACGCCGGAGGAUGCAGCGCUUAUGCAAAGCGCUGAAACAAGGACGUAUGGGAAGACGCAGAAGGAUGGAGCUGCGUCAGUUAUGCAAGCAGCUGCAGAAGAGAACGUGAAAGCAGGGUUUGUUCAGAAGAGCGAUCAUUCGCAGGUUGCCGAGGAAGGUGUCGCUGCUCAAAAGAUCCUCCUUCCAGGCGCAGCGGUUGGUAUGGAGUACAUUGCAGGCCAACCUGUGAUGGUUGCUGUGAAGCCUACGCCCACCGAUUCCUUCUUCGCAACCGCAGACGCUGUCACAAUUGGAGAUGCUUUGGAGGCAGCAGCUGUUGGAGCUAGUGACAGACCUGUGGGAGAGAAUGAUGCUCGUGCCAUUCAAAGUGCUGUGAUGCGGGCCACUGGUGCACCUCCGAGAGCAGGAGGUGUGGCUGCAGCUGCAAUGUCCGCUGCUGAUCUGAACCCGCGAGUUCCGAGUGCCGAUAAAACUACUUUGGCUGAUUUACUCGUGGACGCAACUAUUACCAUGGAAGCCGACAAAGUAGCAACCCAAGAAGACGCUGCCAAGGUGCUUGCUGCAGAGAUGCGAGCCCCGCAUGAAGGUGAGGUUACACCAGGAGGCGUAGCAGCUGCUAUACAAGCUGCUGCUGAUAUGAAUGAACUAAUUGGCCUCAUUGAACCAGCUGUGGGUAACCCUGCGAGAUCAUUCCCACUGGAAGACACUCCUAUGCCGCAGCAAAAUGCUCUCAUACCUGAAACAGAACACACUCCCAAGCCUGCAACAGGGGAGGGGCAGGUACAUGCAAAGGUGGACUAGAUUAAGUAUCCGUGACAACACCAGACCUGAGUGCCCUGAAUUGGGGCAAAAAGGAAUAACACUCUCGAAUUACUGUCGUCUGUGACAGCCUGAUCUAAGAUCAGCAUCUACGUCUGUCAUGUUGAAUUCCCUGGUUUUUCAAAGUUUGUAAAAGUCUACCUCCAAAUUGCUUGUAUAUGAAUUCUUACAGUGGCUAGCGGUUACACUCCGAACCUAAACGAAGUUUAGCUUGCUUGUGCUGAGUUUCAAUGUGUAGACGAGGACUAUGUGCAGUUGCAUACUCUUGCAGAAAAUGCUUGUAACCUGAACGUAUAUGAGUAUAUUGCUUCACCUCCGUGAACAGUUUUGAGCACAA